AUGUCCACAUGUCCAGAAGUAACAAAAGUAUAUAAGCCGCCUGUUAAAGCACUGGCUGCAUUUCUUGCAUUUUAUUUUCCUUAUUGCUUAAGCCUAUUCAGCGAGAUGUGGCAAAACCGAGGUGGAAACGACUCCUGGCAAAACAGGAGCGGGAAUGAUUCUUGGAACAGAAGCGGGAAUGAUUCUUGGAACAGAAGCGGGAAUGACUCAACUCUGAACAACAGCUCUUCGAGCUCUGACGCAUCAACCGCUCUAUCGCUAACGAAUCCACCAAUUCAACGCCUACGUCUGGACAACAGUCUUUGGGAGAGAUCAACUAAUAGUGGAUGGAACACGUCCUCGAACGAUUCAUCUGGCCUGUGGACUUCAUCGAACACGACCUCCGAAGCGCCUCGUGGCCGGGCCACCUCAACCCCUAUCAGGGGACACGAUGACGUCAGGGUCAGCUUCGGACCCGGACUGUCCCCCAUCCGUUCUCGCUCGGAUGAAUCCUGGAGAUCGACCACACAUACAGAAAGUACACAAAACAUUAGUUUCACAUCAUCCGACUUAGUAGAAAACAAAUGGAUGAACCGAUUUCAAGCAAUGAUUUGUCCGAGCGGACAGCGUAGACACUGACGAUUGAUACCGUAGUCUACUCAUUUUUAUUUGUAUUUGUAUUUGUUCACGAUAUCAAUAAAUCAGAUUUUUGCGA
Cylicocyclus nassatus is the source of this 694-nucleotide messenger RNA. The record is from the annotation of a GenBank genome assembly. Lineage: Eukaryota; Metazoa; Nematoda; Chromadorea; Rhabditida; Strongylidae.